Trichomonas vaginalis G3 is the source of this 363-nucleotide messenger RNA. RefSeq lists its product as uncharacterized. Bases 1 to 363 code for a protein of 120 amino acids. The transcript has a single exon. NCBI's taxonomy places the organism in Eukaryota, Parabasalia, Trichomonadida, Trichomonadidae. The record is from RefSeq and is a predicted model, not a curated record.
AUGGGAAUUAAAAUAUGGGAAAACUCCCCAUUAAUGUUAAACAUAACAAUUAUUAUAUCACUUAUAGUGAUUAUUGUUACAUCAGUUAUAUACAUUUUGGACUGGAUGCGUAAAAGACGUCAAAGAAUAGAAGAUAAAUUAGAAUCAAACAUCAUAUCAAGUAAAAACAAAGAUUUCGAUCCAAAAGAUGAUACAGAUCCGAACCGCGCUAUUGCGAUUCUUAAAAUUCCAGUUAAUGACGCACAUUCUGUUAUCGCCGGAAAUGUCGAAUUACUUUCGAAGCUACCACAUAUAACUCCUGAAGUUUACAUGACCUUCAGCAAUGCUGAAAAAAUUGAUCUAUUUCAGGUCAAUGAAAAUUAA